AUGGCAUAUGAUCCCUCUUUUCAGCAACCGACCCUACUCGGGCGAGCCAAGUAUACGGCGCCAUAUACUUCCCGGUCAUCAAAGCCUCGACCGCCUUCACAAACUACCGAAAUCUUCGAUACCGACUUUGAGUCGGAUUACGAUGAUGAUUCCGACUACUUCGAUGAAUCGCCUAGAAGAAGCGUUGGAUCUUUGGCCGCGGACAGUGUAACCACCGUUUCGACCAGGGACGUCCGCACUCCUGAGUCCCAUGGUCUAGCUAGAUACAGUGACGCAGGGUCGGUUCGAGGACCAAAUGGACCGCACUUGUUUCGUGCCUCGAUGGAUUCGACCGACUUUAAGUCCACCAUGGAAGUCGACCUGGUGCUUGCCAAGACGCCGACCACUGCAACAACUUUCUUCGACAACUCCAGUGUUAGGCCAAGUGAUAUGACUACCCCCUAUAUGACAACUCCAUACACAAGCACUUCCUAUACCAGUCAAUCAACUGGAGAACCUAUACGUAGGGGAUCAGCAGCUUCUAGCUGGGAAGACACCGUCCGAGGCUGGUCCCCCGAAGAUGUCGUUUCAUGGAUGCGGAACGAAGGAUUCGACGAUGGUGUUGUUAACAGGUUUCUUGUCAAUGACAUCUCGGGGUCAAUCCUUCUUGAGUUACAACCCGAGGACUUGAAAGAGCUUGACAUUCAAUCUUUCGGCAAACGCCGUCGGUUGAUGAACUCUAUCCAAUACCUUAAAAACAGUGCUAGAAACAGCACAGGGGAUCUCAACGACUCUGGCAUGUCUAGUGGGUAUACUUCGAGUGGAUAUAGCUCAACAAGUGAGGAUGAGAAAGGUCCUGCUUCCCCAAGUCACUGUCCUCGUGACGCAGACCGGCCAGCUCACAAGGCGGAAGACAUCCGCCCUGGUGAUUCAGCAUCCAUAGUGGCAAUUGAACAACUACUCCCCAAAGAGCACAAGUGUUCCAAGGGGGAAAAUUGCCGCAAGUGGCAAAGACAACAACUCAAGCUCGCACGCCUUGCAGAGGACUUACCCAAGGAUAGUGUCCACCACGGCAACGCUAUUCUUGCAGGCGACCCUGGCAACCCAACCACUGCUCCCAAUCUGAUGCGAGGCUACAAGCCGGAUGCAGUACCUUCUGUUGUAGCCUCUUCUGACUUGCUUGGUUCUCAACAAGCCCCCCAAUUCCACCUGAGCCAGGAGAAGCUCAGUGGAAUGAGAUCUCGUGAUCCGCAAGAAAGUGUUCGACAGUAUCUCAAUUUUCAACACUUAAGCAAACUGCAACCAGUCAGUGACGCUGCUACUCCUCCUCAAGAGGUGUCACCGGAUUCCUACAAAACAAGUCCAACCCUGGCUGAAAACUUACGCACGCUUCCAAAACUUACCAUCCCAAACGCACAACAGCAUGCGUCGAAGCUCUCGGCUCUACGGACAAUCACACCGUCCAUCCUUCAGAAUCCACCAGUCUUUUCUCACGAGACCCAACAUUAUGCUUAUAACCAAAUGGGAUCACCAGGCGACUUCUACAGAUCGUCAGGUGAAUACUACAACGCUGGUGAUGAUGUCUACCGUCAAGGUACCCCGUUUUCUGAAAUGGAUGUUCCUGUAACUGCGAUUCCAGCGGGUCCCAUUGCUCGGGAUAUCACUCAGUCUGUUCCUCCCAAUAUGCGGUUUGGUCAUGCUCGCAUGGUUGCCGAGCCUAUUGUCCGUCCGGGCUCUACAAAAGCAGAAUACCAACGUAAACCCCCUGCCAUCAACACUCACGGCCUACAAUCUCUGGGUCGCGUGGAGGAAGGGAGGGUGGCUGUCAUUGAGCGACCAGAGGACCUGCACUAUACUCCGCAGGGCAUUCAAACGGCGUAUGACGCUGCGCACAGCGGUUGGAUGAAGAAGCGCAAAACCACUCGUUUACUUCGCCACGAAUGGGAGGACCAUCACUUUACCUUGAAGGGUACCCAGCUUGCUAUGUUUGAAAGUGAGCGAGACUCUCACCGCGACUCCAAGGCUCUUGAAUACAUUGAUGUCGAUGACUAUGCCGUCGCCUGUUCCUCACUAGCCUCUAACUCCAAACUUACUGCUGCCUUCAAGAAGACGGUUCUGAAGCGUAAUAACGGUCCUCUGGACGAUGCUGCAUUUGCCUUUUCAUUAAUCCCUUCAGCCAAUGGAAAAGACUCGGGCGCUGAGCGCAAGGCUUUUUUCAUGAACAAUGGAAAGUCACAUCACUUUGCUGUCAAGACCAGAGACGAUAGGAUUGACUGGAUGAGAGAAUUGAUGCUCGCCAAAGCUCUCAAACGAGGGCGAGAAAGCGGCGAAUCGAUCCAAAUUAACGGAAAUAUGUUCUAG
This is a messenger RNA of Talaromyces rugulosus, 2340 nucleotides long. RefSeq lists its product as uncharacterized. The record is from RefSeq and is a predicted model, not a curated record. NCBI's taxonomy places the organism in Eukaryota, Fungi, Ascomycota, Eurotiomycetes, Eurotiales, Trichocomaceae. Gene Ontology annotation, molecular function: protein binding. The transcript has 3 exons. The coding region runs from base 1 to 2340 and encodes 779 amino acids.